This is a messenger RNA of Seriola dumerili (greater amberjack), 2019 nucleotides long. RefSeq names its product microtubule-associated protein tau-like (gene maptb). Gene Ontology annotation, molecular function: microtubule binding. The transcript is spliced from 10 exons. Gene Ontology annotation, cellular component: neuron projection. Gene Ontology annotation, biological process: neuron projection development; microtubule cytoskeleton organization. The record is from RefSeq and is a predicted model, not a curated record. Bases 1 to 870 code for a protein of 289 amino acids. Lineage: Eukaryota; Metazoa; Chordata; Actinopteri; Carangiformes; Carangidae.
AUGCAGCAGCAGCGGAGCCGCCCCCCCCUCUCAGAGCAGUUGCAGGGUGGAGCAGCAGACAGACGGACAGCAGCUGCAGCAGAACCCGGAGGAGAGAUGAUGGAUGGAGACUCGGCCCCCCCCAGAGAUGGCUCCGACCAGCAUGAGCAAAUGAUGAUGGGAGCAGAAAAGUCAGCUGAUGAAACUGUGAAGGCCUCCAGGACAACGGGAGGCACCAGAGCAGCCAAGAUGAUCUCAGCCAAGAGUACAGAGUCAGUGGAUGGAGUCAGUCCAGGAAGUCGUUCUCCGGCAAGUCGGUCCUCCACUCCAAACAGAGACGUCAAGAAGGUGGCUGUGGUCCGGACUCCUCCCAGGUCUCCCGGUCCUGCUCGUGGACGGACGCCUCCCCUAACCUCCCACCCUAUGCCUGACCUCAGUAACGUGAGGUCAAAGGUUGGAUCCACGGAGAACCUGAAACACACACCUGGAGGGGGCAAGGUUCAGAUUGUUAACAAAAAGUUGGAUCUUGGUAAUGUGGCGUCAAAAUGCGGCUCCAAAGACAACAUCCACCACAAACCAGGUGGAGGGAAGGUGGAGAUUAAAUCAGAGAAGGUGGCUUUUAAAGCGGUUCAGUCUAAAGUGGGUUCUCUGGAGAACGUCACUCAUGUUCCAGGAGGAGGGAAGAAGAAGAUUGAAAGUCAGAAACUGACCUUCAGAGAGCAGGCCAGAGCCCGAACCGACCACGGUGCUGACAUCAUCGUCCAGUCUGACUCUUCCCCUCAUCACCUUAGCAACACUUCCUCCCCUGGGAGCAUUAACGCUGCCGAAGCUCCGCCCCUUGACACCCUGGCCGACCAGGUGUCAGCCUCCCUUGCCAAACAAGGCCUGUGAUUGGACAAACCCUGUGCCUGCAGACCCCACCCCCUCCUGUUACCAAGGAAACUGCCUGAUGAAAGAAAGAAAAAAAAAUAUUCUGCCUUUUUCCUCAUGAGCAUCUUCAUCAAAGACGGGAUUGAAGGGGUUUUAUAAAGUGAAACAAACAAGCUUUAAACUUCAGUCAACAACCAAUCAAAGCUCUGUCUCACAGGUGAGUCCAUCCAGGUGUUCAGUUGUCACAGGAAGCAGCACUCAGACAGUUUAAUUAACACAUCUGGUGACUGUUUUCUCCAGAGUCAAACAAGAAGAUCAUCAUUUUCAUUCAUCCAGUACAGAAACAGAGCCAGGAAGUGAUUAGCCUAGCUUAGCACAAAGACUGGAGACAGAGGAAAACUGUUAGCCUAGGUCCAUUAAAAGACAAACUGAGAGAUCUUGUGAAGUUGUAGGGUUAGGGUUAAUGCUAAGCUAGGCUAGAAGUUCGCUCCUGCUUCCAGCCUUUCUGCUAAGCUAGGCUGAACACUGGAUCUAUUGCUAUUAUGGACUAACAAAAUGAAACUGAAGGUCUUGAGUCUUCGAGGAGGUUUUGAGGUCCUUGAAGAAAGUGUUCCAGAGUGUAGAGUGUUACAAGUGGGGUAGGGCAAUGCAAACACUGCAAUAGAAAAUGUUUUUAAGAAAACCUACAUACUAACAACCAAUCAGAUCACAGAAACAAAUACAUCUAACCAAUCAGAUGGCAUAGCCUACUGUGGGUUAAACCCAUCUUUGAGCCUGGCUCAGAAUCUCUGCCAUUGCUGCUGUUUGAUUCAGACACUUAGCUGCCCAAAGUCCACACUAGUGACUAGUGUGUCUCCAUGGAUCCUUGACAAGUUGGGAUCCUGGACAUCGGAAGUUUGACAGGAUUCCAGGUCAUCCUGGAGGAAGUUCCAGGAGUCCUUGAGGGGAAACUGAGAUCCAUCUUCUCGUCUGACUGGAGAAAACAGAGAACAUGCUAAUGGCUAAGUAGCCUGGAUUAGCCUGUUAGCUUCUUUCAUAAAAUCCCUCCAAUCACAGAAAGUCUCUCUGAUGUCACCUCUUUCAGCCAAUCAUCAUCUCUUCUAUGUUUCUGAAUGCUGAUGUGCUGUAGGUCCUUGUGAUGGCCCCCAACCACCCCACCUUAACCCCAUU